Molecule: messenger RNA, 393 nt
Organism: Staurois parvus
Lineage: Eukaryota; Metazoa; Chordata; Amphibia; Anura; Ranidae
Source: the annotation of a GenBank genome assembly
GGCUCGACAGCGGGCACCGCGUCAUCUGGCGAGGCAGUGGGCUCCGAGUCAACUGGUAUGACCGCGGGCACUGGGUCAGACAUUGGAUCGUCUGACAGGACAGCGGGCAUCGGGUCACCAGGCAUCAGGUCAUUUGGCUCGACAGCGGGCACCGCGUCAUCUGGCAAGGCAGUGGGCUCCGAGUCAACAGGCACGACAGUGGGCACCGGGUCACCAGGCAUUGGAUCGUCUGGCUCGACAGCGGGCAUCGGGUCACCAGUCUGAGUCAAUUGGCACGAUAGCGGGCACCGGAUCAGGUACCGGAUCAUCUGGAUCAACAGCGGGCAUCGAGUCAACUGGCCUAAUAGGAUCGUCAGGCUGGAUCAGUUCAUCAUGCUGGGUAGAGGCAUCAGG